AUGCCGCCUCACGCGUCGUGGCGCGCGCCUCCGCCGCCGCGGCUCUCCUCCCGCGUGGCGCGCCGCCGCGCGGCGUCGAUCGCGCCCGCGCCGCGCGCCUUCUUCGACCGCCGCGCGCCGUCGCCGUCGUCGUCGUCGUCGUCGUUCACGCUCUUCGACCUCGAGCGCGAGAUCGCGAGCGCGCCGCCGUCGACGUCGCGCGAGGCGACGAGCGUCCUGUCCCUCCCCGACGCGGUGUGGAAAGUCACGAAAGACGUCCCGCUCUCCCUGCGCGACCGCGCGGCGUGCGUCGUCGCCGCGGAGGCGGUGCAGACGCAGUGCGACCUCGGUUUAGACGGCGCGUCGCUCGUCGUCGCGCUCGCCGUGCGCGAGGCGCUCCGAAGGAACGGAUUCGACGGACCGGGGACGCGCGUCCGAAGCGGGUACGUCUCCCGCGGCGCCAUCGCGCGCGCGCACGCGUGGCUGGAGAUCGACGGGCGCGUGCUGGACGUCUGCGACGACGGUCUCGCGCUGUGCGAGGCUGCGCGACGCGCGAAGGUGGACUACGGCGACGCGCGAGCGAUGCGAGAGGCGUUCGGCGACGACGCGUUGCUCGCGGGAGAGUAUUCGCCGAAAUCGCGCCGGCCGCUGACGGUGUUGGACGUGAAAGUCCCCGUGGGCGGAGUCUCGACGAAGACGUCCGCGGCGGGGUUGACGCUGACGCCGCCGCCGUCGAACGUCGCGGGCGCGGCGGAGGCGGUGGCGACGAAUGAAAAGUUUAGGCGCGUCCCACACACUGCUUCCCAUACGACCCCGUUCGCGUGGUGCACGCCGUUCCUUAAGAAGGACUUUGCCGGCGCCCUCUCCGUCGCUCUCUGUCGUCCAAUGAAACAUCCACGUCAUCAAAUAACUAACCAAUCACAUCACUUCCCGCCACAUCACCCACCAAUCAAACGACCCUCAGACGCGUCGUGGCGACGGCGGAGGGGUGGGGGCCGGAUGCGUGGACGAGCGAGCUGCCCGAAGACGUCGUGGACGCGUACGAGCGGAUAG
This is a messenger RNA of Micromonas pusilla CCMP1545, 1032 nucleotides long. RefSeq lists its product as uncharacterized. Lineage: Eukaryota; Viridiplantae; Chlorophyta; Mamiellophyceae; Mamiellales; Mamiellaceae. The coding region runs from base 1 to 1032 and encodes 343 amino acids. The transcript has a single exon. The record is from RefSeq and is a predicted model, not a curated record.